AAGGCUUAUUUAUCUGGGAUAAGUAAAAAAACAACCUCCAGGUCAAAGGGGAAGAUUUUUCUGGCAAGCUUGUACCUUCCCGGCUCUAUUGUUAGAAAUGAAUCACUUUCUCUCCUGAGCUCUGCUGAUGAAAUAUCACCAGUCACGUGGACUUGGUCAGGUUCUGUUUGUUCUCCAUUCCCCAUUCAGACGGAUGCCUGGUGAUAAGGCGAUUUUCAUUUUCCUCCACACCCUAAAGAGGCCUGAAGAAUUCAUAUCCAGUCCAGGGAUUGACUUGUUGCCAAUUUAAGAAACCAGAAACGCUGUAGAGAUGACCUCGCCACACCAGCUGGCUUCUGACACGGGAAAACCCACCUUGCGUUUGGUGCCAAGCAUUCGUUCUCUGUACGCUGCUGUUACAGGAGAAGAGGACGACAACGACGACAGCCGUUCGGCUGGCCAGGAAGGAGCCAUGGCUGCCGUUUUCCUCCCGGGGAACCUCCAAGACGAAGCCACUUGCUCGGUCUGCCUGGAGUACUUCAAAGACCCCGUGUCCAUCGAGUGCGGACACAACUUCUGCAGAGCCUGCAUUGCCAAAAGCUGGAAGAGCCUGGAGGGAGAAUUCCCUUGCCCGCAAUGCCGAGAGGUUUUCAAAGAGAAGAACUUCAGGCCCAACCGGCAGCUGGCCAACAUGGCCGAGAUCAUCAGCCAGUUCAUUUUGCGCGGCGGGAAGGGCCUGGAGGAAGAUGGCAUCUGCGAGAAGCACAAGGAGGCGCUUAAGCUUUACUGUAAGGAUGACCAGAGGACCAUCUGUGUGGUGUGCGACCGCUCUCGGGACCACCGGCCUCACAGCGUGGUGCCUGUAGAAGAGGCUGCCCAGGAGUACAAGGAACAAAUUCAGAACCGUCUGGAUUUCUUGAAAAAAGAGAGGCAAGAGCUUCUGGAAUUCAAAACACAAGAUGACAAGAAAAGCCAGGAUCUCUUGAAAACCAUCGAGGUAGAAAGACAGAAGGUCCUCUCUGAAUUUGAGGGCCUGCGUCAGUUUCUGCACGAGCAAGAGCAGCUCCUUCUGGGCCAGUUGGACAAGAUGGAGAAGGGCAUCAUCAAGAGGCAGAAUGAGAACAUCACGGAGCUCUCCAAGGAGAUUUCGCUCCUCAACAAGCUGAUUGCUGAUCUGGAGGAUAAAGCCCAAGAGCCAGUGCUUGAUUUCCUCAAGGAUGUGACCAGUGUCAUUGUCAGAAGUGAUGACGUUAAAUGUCCGAAGCCCAUCUUUGUUUCUUCUGACAUGAAGGGCCAUAUCUGCAAUUUCACUGUGAAGACUGUGGUCCUCAAGAGCGCACUAAAGAAAUUCAAAGAUCACCUGCGGGAUGAACUGGGGAAAGGUGAAAAAGAGGAGCUGCUUCUGGACCCAGAGACAGCCAACCACCUCCUCAUCCUCUCGGCAGACUUCAAGGGUGUGAAGAUGGGCUGCAGGAGGCAAGAUCUACCCGACAACUCCAAGCGCUUUGACACCAACUCUCGAGUCCUGGCCACCCAGGGUUUUACCUCAGGCAGGCAUUACUGGGAAGUGGAGGUAGGGUCUGCAGAUGGCUGGGCCUUUGGCGUUGCCAAGGAAUCGGUGCGAAGGAAAGGACUGACUCAGUUUUGUCCUGAAGAGGGAAUCUGGGCCUUGCAACAAAAUGGCGGGCGAUACUGGGCCGUCACCUCCCCUCAACGUACUCCAAUUUUCCUGGCCGAAAAGCUCACCAAAGUUAGAGUCUACUUAGACUACGAGGGAGAAGAGGUGUCCUUCUACAAUGCUGAAAAUAUGCAGCAUAUCUUUACUUUUAAUGUUGCCUUCACGGAAAAGGUGUUUCCGCUCUUCUCAGUUUGUUCCACUGUGACUUACAUUAAACUUUGUUCCUGAAAUGAG
This is a messenger RNA of Pogona vitticeps (central bearded dragon), 1891 nucleotides long. RefSeq names its product E3 ubiquitin-protein ligase TRIM7. The record is from RefSeq and is a predicted model, not a curated record. NCBI's taxonomy places the organism in Eukaryota, Metazoa, Chordata, Lepidosauria, Squamata, Agamidae. Gene Ontology annotation, molecular function: zinc ion binding; protein binding.